AUGUCUCUUGCUCACGGUGGUGCUGACCACAAAGCUGAAAUCCGCUCCAAGAUCUGGACUGAGCUGCGCAAGGUCGCCCUCCCAGACUCGCGCUUCCACUUCGACUUCUCGAGCUUUAUCGCCGACUUCGAGGGCUCCCAGGCGGCCAACGAGACCCUCCUGGCCCACCCCUCCUUCACCGCAUGCACCUGUGUCUUCAUCACCCCAGACAACUGCCUCGAGCACCUGCGCGAGAAGACCCUCGCCGCGGGAGUCAAGAUCCUCAUGACCACCUAUGGCAUCCGCAGGGGUUUCUGGCUGCUGGACCCCUCACGGAUCGACAACCCGGCGCUGUUCAAAUAUGCCGCCACCCUGGACGGCAUGGAGAAGAUCGGCACGCCUGUCACCCUCCAGGACAUCGCCGCCAUGCACCUCAAAGUCGGGCUGAUGGUCACGGGCACGGGCGCCAUCAACAAGAAGGGCAUCCGCUUCGGUAAGGGCCACGGCUUCUUCGACCUGGAAUGGGCUAUGCUGUACUCUAUCGGCAUCGUCGGCCCGCACACAACCACUGCCGCCGUUGUCCAUGACUGCCAGGUGCUGGACGAGGAGCUGGUCCCGGAGGCCUUCGACACCGUAUGCGACUUGAUCAUCACGCCCACCAGGCUCAUAACCGCGGCAGACGCCAGCGUCAGCAAGCCAAGGUGCGGCAUACUAUGGGAUAAGCUAACGGCUGGCAUGUUGGAGGACAUCCCACCCCUGCAGGAACUGAAAAGCCUGCGCUUGUCAUCACCGGAAGCAGCAACUAGAGGGAAUACCAUGACUUGA
Molecule: messenger RNA, 804 nt
Organism: Cryphonectria parasitica EP155
Lineage: Eukaryota; Fungi; Ascomycota; Sordariomycetes; Diaporthales; Cryphonectriaceae
Exons: 1
Coding region: 1-804 (267 amino acids)
Cellular component (GO): cytoplasm
Source: RefSeq, a predicted model, not a curated record